Molecule: messenger RNA, 3049 nt
Organism: Juglans microcarpa x Juglans regia
Lineage: Eukaryota; Viridiplantae; Streptophyta; Magnoliopsida; Fagales; Juglandaceae
Product: protein RRP6-like 2
Exons: 14
Coding region: 137-2938 (933 amino acids)
Biological process (GO): nuclear polyadenylation-dependent snoRNA catabolic process; nuclear polyadenylation-dependent antisense transcript catabolic process; histone mRNA catabolic process
Cellular component (GO): nucleolus; nuclear exosome (RNase complex)
Molecular function (GO): nucleic acid binding; 3'-5'-RNA exonuclease activity; nucleotide binding
Source: RefSeq, a predicted model, not a curated record
AAUCGGAACGCAGGUUGAUCGAAGCUCUCUCCAGUUUCCUCUCGCUGUCUCAUGGAGGGGCUAAAACCCUAACUGGCUAACUGUAAACCCCCAUCAACGCUAACCAAGAUAAAAAAAAGAAGUUUCUACGAUAAGCAUGAGCCUCCACCACGACAACGCCAUGAACGACGACCAAGACCAAGAUCAAGAUCAAGACCAAGACCAAGCUCAGGCUCAAACCCUACAUGGCAUGACCACUGGCCCGCUGGCCUCGUCGGUGUCCAAGCUCUGCGGCUCCUCGCGCGGCUUACCUUCCGGCAAGGACUUCCACUUUUUCUACAACUUUGAAGAUUUCAAGGUCCCAUUGCAAGAAAUCUCCAAGAAAUCCCAGUCCAUGCUUGAGGCGAUCGGUUCGUCAACGUCGCGCGUUUGGGGGUCCAAGGAAAUGGCGUUCCCGGCCACUGAUGAUAUGGAGGAUGCGUACGAUUGGCUUGUGAACGUAAACGACGAGCUGUUCGAGCGGUUCGACUUGUCGGCUGACGAGUUUCAUAGGCAUCGGAAUAAGGAAGAGGAGGCGGGGCAGGCGGUAUUGGACUUGGAAAACGGGUUCCAGUUGGUGCACGGAAAGAAGAAGAAGGUGACGAGUCAUGGCUCGGUGAGUGGGGAGGCGAGUGUGGUAGCGGGGGUGAAAGUGGCGACAAAGGAUAAGAAGACAACGGGGCCGAAACCUAAGGUGCGUUUUCAUAUACCAUCGAUACGGAAGCCGCAAGAGGAGUUUAGUAUUAUGGUGAACAAUUCAAACCAGCCAUUUGAGCACGUUUGGUUGCAGAGGAGUGAGGAUGGUCUGAGGUUUAUUCAUCCCUUGGAAAAUCUUUCUGUUUUGGAUUUUGUUGAUAAAGAUAUUGCGAAUGUCAAUCCUGUAAAGCCUCCCCCAAUAGAGUCUACUCCUUUCAAGCUUGUGGAGGAAGUGAAAUAUUUGAAAGAGUUGGCUGCUAAAUUGCGUGGUGUAAAUGAAUUUGCGGUUGAUUUGGAACAUAAUCAAUACCGAUCUUUUCAAGGAUUGACUUGCUUGAUGCAAAUAUCUACUAGAACUGAAGAUUUUGUUGUAGAUACUUUAAAGCUUCGAAUUCAUGUUGGUCCAUACCUAAGGGAGGUUUUCAAGGAUCCUACCAAGAGAAAGGUUAUGCAUGGAGCAGAUCGGGAUAUUGUGUGGCUUCAACGGGACUUUGGCAUUUAUGUUUGCAAUUUGUUCGAUACUGGCCAGGCAUCGAAGGUAUUGAAACUACAGAGAAAUAGUUUGGAGUUUCUUUUGGAUCACUUUUGUGGAGUUAUUGCGAAUAAAGAAUACCAGAAUGCAGAUUGGAGAUUACGCCCUCUUCCUGAGGAUAUGGUCAGAUAUGCCAGAGAAGAUACACACUAUCUAUUGCAUAUAUAUGAUUUAAUGAGAAUGGAGUUGUUUUCAAUGCCCAAGGAGAAUGAAAAUUUUGAUUCUCCUUUAGUAGAGGUCUACAAGCGCAGUUAUGAUGUAUGCAUGCAGCUGUAUGAGAAAGAGGUUUUGACAGAAAACUCAUAUCUAUAUAUAUAUGGGUUGCAAGCUGCUGGUCUCAAUGCUCAGGAGCUUGCUGUAGUUGCAGGGCUUUAUGAGUGGCGGGAUGUUGUUGCUCGUGCAGAGGAUGAGAGUACUGGAUAUAUAUUACCAAACAAAAUUCUUCUUCAAAUUGCCAAGCAGAAGCCGGAUGCAACUAGCAAGUUACGUCGAAUGGUAAAAUCAAAGCAUCCUUACGUGGAGCGCAAUCUUGCUUCUGUUGUUAACAUCAUUAGGCAUUCUAUGCAUAACGCUGCUGCAUUUGAAGCUGUUGCUGAACAUCUGAAGGUUGGCCACAUUGAAAUGGUAUCGGAUGGAAAUAUUGUGGUUACCGAUGAAUCUGAGGCCGUACACGAUCCUCCUGCAUACUUUCAAGGUGCAAAUGCCAGAGGAGAAAGCAUUGAAGCUGGUGAUAUGAAAAAUAGCAUUUCUGUACUCUUGCCUGCUUGUUCUGAGCUCAAAGAAGAGUCUCUGGAGCUUGGGUGCAGUGCCUCUGAACUUGGCAGAGAUGGACAAGGGGCUUCUUUUGAAGUUUUAGAUAAAAAUGGGAAGGUAAAUACUGGUUCUGAUGGUUAUAUUGCAGAGCUCCCCACUGAAAGGCUCAAGGCAAAUGAUCACACCUUGGUAUCGGCUUCAACAAAAGUUGUUACUGGAGCAACGGUUCAGAUGUUAAAGAAGCCUAGUGGUGCUUUUGGGGCACUGCUCGGGAGUUCUGCUCCAAAGAGGAAGUUUAAUACUAAUAAAAAGCAGGAAGAGAUGAAAUUGGAACAAAUCAGGUCUUCAGUGACCUUCCCCUUUCACACAUUUUCGGGCACGAGUGAGCAGUCACAACCAGUUACGGAAACACUGGAUACAGUUGGGGGAAUUCAUCAUCUUCAAGAAUCAAUUGUCGUGCCAGCUGCCAGCUCUAAUUUGGAGGAGAUUAUAACUCUAGUAGAUGAAUCAAUUCGUGGAAAUAGGGAAGCUACAAGUGGGCACAAAAACGAUUUUGGGACAUCUGCUUUAGAAUUGGAUAGUGGAGAUGAGCCUAUGUCUCUCUCUGAAUUGUCAUCAAGCUUCCAAAAAUGCUUUGAGUCAAGUAAUCAAAAUGGGAAAGCCAGACAAGUUGAGAAAUCUCAAGAACCUGGUUUCUUGCAGCUAAGGCCAUUUGAUUAUGAAGCAGCACGGAAGCAGGUCAGAUUUGGAGAAGAUAAAUUGGAAGAGUUGGAAUCAGGAAGCGAGAAAGGUUUAAAGGGCCGGCUCGGUUCUCGGGGAAAGAAAAAAGGUUCAGUUACAGAUCGAACCCAAAGAGACGAUGGCACAAGAGAACUUGCACAAGGCAUGCGACGUCAAGCUUUUCCGGCAACAGGGAAUCGUAGCGCAACUUUUCGGUGAGUCCCUUGCUACAUAUUGUACUUGUCAGUGUAUGACAGAUAAAAAGAAUGCUUAUCAACCUCGGUGGGUUGUCAUUUCAUUAUCCAAUACCAAUUUCCUUUGUUCUUACAA